AUGUCAAAACCGGAUUCCCUUUUGAAGAGUUUAUGGGAUAUUCCUGGUCAAUUCACUCCACCACAACUCUGGCAAUACUUCAUCGAUCUCCAGGAGCAGACGUUCGAGAGCUAUUUGGCCUUGGUGCAUGCUCGAUUCUCCACCAACACCUACCCCUCCUGGGAAAGGGCCCAUCCCUUGAGAUACUUAGCACAUAACGGAGAGAUCAAUACAUUGAGAGGGAAUGUAAACCUAAUGCGCGCUCGAGAGGGCGUUAUGAAGAGUCAAAAGUUUGGCAAAGACUUGUCUAAACUGUAUCCCGUGGUUGAGGCCGAUAUGUCUGAUUCCGGAUCCGUCGACAAUGUGCUGGAAUUCCUGGUGAAUGCCGGCGGUCGGUCUCUGCCAGAAGCCGUGAUGACGAUGGUGCCCGAGGCCUGGCAAAAUGACCCCCUCAUGAAUGCCGACAAAAAACUAUUCUAUCAGUGGUCGGGCUGUGCAAUGGAGCCCUGGGACGGACCCGCACUCCUCACCUUCACUGAUGGCCGAUAUAUUGGCGCUAUUCUGGACAGAAACGGGUUGAGACCGUCGAGAUAUUAUCACACUCUUGAUGGCUACGUCAUAAUGGCAUCGGAAGUCGGAGUGGUGGACGUACCCAAUGAUAAUAUCUUGCAAAAG
Messenger RNA from Medioppia subpectinata, 654 nucleotides. Lineage: Eukaryota; Metazoa; Arthropoda; Arachnida; Sarcoptiformes; Oppiidae. The record is from the annotation of a GenBank genome assembly.